CCAAUAUGUCAGCCUCCAUAAUUUUAUAAAAAAGUAGAAAAUUGUACAUUUUUUGCUGGUUUUGAAAGGGUUUUAGUGUUCGUUUUCACAAGAUGUAUGCUUUACUGUCUGGGUUGUGGAAGUACCUUUUCCAGAAGGAGGAGUACUAUGUAUUGAUACUUGGGCUGGAUGAUGCUGGCAAAACGACAUAUUUGGAGCAAUCCAAGACACAGUUCAACAAGAACAAAGGAAUGAAUUUAUCAAAAAUAACCAGUACAGUUGGUUUGAACAUUGGCAAGAUCGACAUUGGUUCUACCCGAUUAAACUUCUGGGAUUUAGGAGGCCAGGAAGACUUGCAGGCACUAUGGGAUAAGUAUUAUGCAGAAUCCCAUGCUCUCAUCUAUGUCAUUGAUUCAAAUGAUAGAGAACGAGUUGAGGAAUCAAAAGUCGCUUUUGAAAAAAUGAUCACCAGCGAUGUAUUAGAUGGGGUGCCUUUAUUGAUUUUGGCUAAUAAACAAGAUCUGGAGGGUCAUAUGACUGUGUCAGAUAUUAAGACCCAAUUCCGAGAUAGCGCUCAUCACAUUGGACGCAGAGAUUGUAAAGUGUUAGGGACAGCAGCAAUAACUGGAGAGGGAGUUCAUGAGGGUAUCGACUGGAUUACGCAAGCAGUACAGAGAAAUAACAUCAGACGACCCCCUGCACAGAAGGAAAUUGGAACUUGAUGAAGGGACAUUGGAAAUUCGGUAUAAAGACUAUCUUCUAUGAAAUAAUGAGAGAUUUUUGCAAAUUAUCAUAUUGGGAGUGUAUAGUGGUAAUUGUAAUGGCAUCUGGAAUAGGACACUGAAAUUCGGGUCGGGUCCUUGUCUAGCACUUCUGCUUUACAAGGUCAAAGCAGGGAACAGGGAAAGUGUGUUUGACAAGCCCCUGGUGCUGUCACAUCUCGAUGCUCUACUUAUAUUCUCCUUGACUACGUCUAAAUAAAAAUGUAGAGUUCCUGCAGCAGUCACUUAUUCUAAUGUCAGUAUAUUGGGAAUAAAACCAUUAACUGUAGAUGUCUACAGUACGUUGGGAAUACAGUCUGAAAAUGUAGCUCUAUUUUGUAAAGUUUUGUGGUGUUUGAAAAGGAAGACAUGUAGUAGAAUAACUCCAUCUUUAUUCCUGGCAAAUAUAUUACAAUACAAUGUACUCUGCAUCUGGAUACUAAUCCAUACAUCAGCCUUGGAUGUGUCACCUUGGACAAUGGGAAAUUCACUGGGAACUCAAUCAAACUACUGUAAGCUCCUGUUUUAUGCCGCCCAGUUUUUUUGCAAAAACAUUUGUUUCAGAUUUUCCUGCCAUUUAUUUUUGCUGAUAGAUGCAGUUUCCAAUGAUGAAAUCAUUAAGCUGAACAAAUCCUUGCUCAUAAAGUUUGUGAUUACACCCCCUUUAUGUCAGGCUUAUAUAAAAAUAAAGGAGUUUGCAGUAGUUUUGAACCAUACCAACAAAUGAAAAUUCACUUCAUGAACCACUUUAGAUACAAAAAUCUAUUCAUAAUGGUGUGCUGUGUAAUAGAUGUAGAUUUUUCAGUCAGUUUUAUCGAGAUUGGUGACUGAUUUUAUCCAUGAGAAAUUGUGAUGGUGUUAAGAGGAAAUAGGACCAUUUUGGAGCCCUUUUGUCAUAAUAUAUUGUGUAA
Lineus longissimus is the source of this 1651-nucleotide messenger RNA. Its product is annotated as ADP-ribosylation factor-related protein 1-like. The transcript has 8 exons. Gene Ontology annotation, cellular component: Golgi apparatus. Lineage: Eukaryota; Metazoa; Nemertea; Pilidiophora; Heteronemertea; Lineidae. Gene Ontology annotation, molecular function: GTP binding; GTPase activity. The record is from RefSeq and is a predicted model, not a curated record. The coding region runs from base 93 to 701 and encodes 202 amino acids. Gene Ontology annotation, biological process: protein localization to Golgi apparatus; intracellular protein transport; Golgi to plasma membrane protein transport.